AUGGAGAGGUUGCAGCUGGCGUGUGGAGGUGUCUCUCAAAACUCUGUUGACGACUUGGACGCCAGUGUCCUCGGUUACGCUGGGUUGGUUUAUGAGCAUACUCUGGGAGAAGAAAAGUUCACAUUUGUCGAGGAGGUCCGGGAGCCGAAAUCGGUCACUUUGUUGAUUAAGGGACCGAAUGCCCACACCAUCACUCAAAUCCACGAUGGGCUACGAGAUGGUUUGAGGGCUGUCAAGAACGCGAUCGAAGAUGGAGCAGUAGUCCCCGGAGCUGGAGCAUUCGAACUAGCUUGCUCACGACAUUUAUCUCAAACCGUCAAAUCACAAGCCAAGGGACGAGCGAAGUUGGGAAUUCAAACCUUCGCAGAUGCCUUAUUAGUGAUCCCCAAGACCUUAGCAGCCAACGCUGGCUUGGAUGUUCAAGAAGUUCUUAGUGGUUUGGUCGAUGCGCUUGACGAAGGUGGUGUCCAAACCGCGGGAGUAGAUCUUGCUACAGGUAAUCCAAUAGAUCCUGCCCUCGAAGGCAUUUGGGAUAACUAUCGCGUCAAACGGCAGUUGUUGCAUAGUUGUUCUGUGAUUGCUAUGAACUUGUUGGUGACUGAUGAGAUCAUGAGAGCGGGUCGAUCGAGCUUGAAAGAAGGACCUCAACAUUAA
Molecule: messenger RNA, 654 nt
Organism: Puccinia triticina
Lineage: Eukaryota; Fungi; Basidiomycota; Pucciniomycetes; Pucciniales; Pucciniaceae
Exons: 4
Coding region: 1-654 (217 amino acids)
Biological process (GO): protein folding
Cellular component (GO): chaperonin-containing T-complex
Molecular function (GO): ATP-dependent protein folding chaperone; ATP binding
Source: RefSeq, a predicted model, not a curated record